AGAGCCCCGAGACAGGGACAGGGGACGGAUCGUACGUACGAACACGAAGAAAGAGAAGUGACCUUCUUCUCGCUGUGUUAUCAAACAUUUUUUAUUCGCGCCUAUGGCUAAAUCGUUGACUCGCGUGCAGUUCCGUCCAAUCCUCGGAUUUUCAUAAUCAUUAAUUGGUUCCAUUUAAAAACUAACGAAUCGUCAGUUAUCCGGGAUUUUCGCGGUAGUGAAUUGAGCGAACCGUGUCGUGGUCGAGCUCGUUGAAUCCAGUGGUGUUUUUGGUCGGAUAACAUCGAGAUACACAGAAUUUGGUAGCUUCGAAAAGAAAGAGGGUGGAUAAAUCUUAGCGAGCAGUAUGCGGACGAGAGGGGGCUUCGAAUCAAUGGGAAAAAGUUUGAGAAAGAAGAUGCCCUGAUGACAGCCUCGAGGACUCGGGUAAACAAGUCGCGCCACGGAUCUCAUCCGAGUCCCCUCGUCGAAGGAUAUUUCCGUGGGAUUAAAGGCCCUUGCCGGCUAAGAUUGGGCCCAACCUCCGGCGUUUUUAUCCCGGAAAAACGGAGAGAAAGAGAGAGGAACUUUAGUGUUAUUCUACAGAGUGUUGAGUGCGCGUAGGUGCGUAGUGCUUACGAUCGGAGUGUCCUCCCUUUGCGGGCCUUUCUCAAUCGUUUAACCACAUAAUUUGAGAACCUCGUGUUCGCCGCUACAGAGGACUUUGACACGAAUAAUAAGAGAGCAAACGCCGCGACAUGUCGGCGUACGCUCAAUUCGGAUACUCCUAUCCGUCGGCCUCUCAGUUGUUGGUGAGCGGCGGACAGCCGACGACGGCAACGUCACCGGCAAUGUCCUCGGGUGGUGGAUUGAGUCCGGGCGCCCUGUCGCCGUCAUCGACAGCGACAACGACGACGACGACCGGUGGCGCGGGAGGGACCGGUACCGGUGCAGGUACACCAGGAGGAGCGACCGGUGGUGGUGCGAGCACCCCCGUUGGUAGCGGAGGACCUCCUGGCACCGCUUGCUGUGAAAAUGGCAGGCCGAUGAUGACCGAUCCCGUUACCGGUCAAACCGUGUGCUCCUGUCAAUACGACAGCGCGGCGAGGCUCGCGCUCGGCGCUUAUCCUCGACUCGCACCAAGCGCCACUUCGUACUCGUCUUAUCCGACCCCGACCCCAUCCGCUACCGAUCAAACGCCGUAUCCGAGUAUCGGUAUGGACAGCUCCGCCUUUUAUUCACCUUUGGGUAAUCCGUAUGGACUGAAGGACGCGACGGGAAUGGGAAUGACGGCGGAUAUGGGCAGCGCAUGGGGCACGGCGGCGCUCCAGCCAGCGGCGACUGGAUACUACCCUUACGAUCCAACCCUCGCAGCCUACGGAUACGGAGCCGGCUACGAUCUCGCAGCGAGACGGAAAAACGCUACGAGAGAAUCGACCGCGACCCUCAAAGCGUGGCUCAAUGAACACAAGAAAAAUCCAUAUCCAACGAAAGGCGAAAAAAUAAUGCUCGCGAUCAUCACGAAGAUGACCCUCACCCAAGUUUCAACGUGGUUCGCGAACGCCCGAAGACGUCUCAAAAAAGAGAACAAAAUGACGUGGGAACCGAAAAAUAAAACGGACGAUGACGACGAUGCUGUCCUCACGGAUUCCGAGGAUAACAAGGACAAGGAGGAUAGUGUGGCUGACAGCAGAAGCGACAGAGUCGGAGAUGAAGCAAGACGAAACAUCGACGACAACGAACCUAUGAGGCACGUUAAGGCGGAACAUCUUCAGCACGACAAGGAUUUAGAAGACGACGAUGACCUAGAUCUCGAGGACGAUCACCAUCGCCGACCAGAACUCUCGUUUCACCACACGAUACAGCAGCAACAACAGCUGCAUCAUCAUCAUCAUCAUCAUCACCAGGGUUACGAGGAUCACCUGAAAGACGAAGUCGUCAAGUCCGAGUGCGGUGUCGUGGGCGGUGUUCCCAUACCAGCGACGAAGCCAAAAAUCUGGUCAUUGGCAGAUACCGCAGCCUGCAAAACUCCGCCACCUACGCAUCCUCAUCACCAGCAGUAUCAGGUACAUCAGCAUCAUCAACACUACGGUCUCCAACAGCAUCAGCAGCAUCAUCAACAUCAUCAACUGCAGCACCAGCAUCAACAUCCCCAUCAACAUCAUCAUCAUCAGCAGCAUCAACAGCAGCAGCAGCAACAACAGCAGCAUCAGCAUCAUUUAGCGGCGCAGGGACAUCAUCAGUCGCAGCAACCUUGGCUCGGUACGAGCGGAGGCGCCGGACUAAAUUCGUUUGCUCUGCCAUCGGCCGCUUCGAUGAGCCCAUCGGCCGCGGCGACCGCUCCUUAUUCCAGCGCGGCCACGAGAUACGGCGGCUUCUUGAGCUCCUCGACCGGUGGCCAACUUCACUAUAACCCCAACUCCUCGUCCGGCUCAUCCUCGAGCGCAUCUUCCUCAGCUGCGGCGGGGUUUCCCGAGGUUGGGACGGAUACACCGCCCCAGACACCACCGAAUAUGAAAGUCGGAACGCCGAACGGAGCGAUCCAAGCACCUCCGGGGGCUUAUUGCCCUGGUGGCGCGGCAACCACCGCUUCCAGUAGCAAUGUUACAUCGGCCCAUUAUCCCGGUACUGGCCACGCGUCCGCCUCCUCGACUGGCUAUUUAUCUUCGAGUUCGGGUUCAGCCAGUAGCGUUUCUUCCUUCUCCUCCCGACUCCAGGCAUCCCCGCACAAGGAUUUUUCGACGAUCAAUCAAAGCUCGUUGCUCCAUCAACAGAGCACCACUAAUUUGCCUGCCAAUGAAUCCACGACGGCGUUCAAACCUUUCUACAAGGGGUCACAGCCUAUGACCAGCGGUUUCGUUUCACCGGUCUAGAUCUCCGUUGAUCCUUUCCGUCACUCUCGAUCAGCAUGAUCAUCGAAUUACUCAACAGUAUCAAAACGGAGAAUGGGGGAGGACUAAAGGGACGAGCUUUAUACAGGACCAUAAACAACGCUCGCACCUUUGAUGGCCGAACGAAUGCCCCGAAAAAAGACAGGAGCACGAACGAGGCGAAAGGAAUUGUUCACGAGGAUAAAUGAGAAGUGUCGAGCCCUUGAAGACGCCGAGAAACAGCGUUGACUUCGAGAAUGAGAAAGAAUAAUAAUAAAUGCUGCGAUGAGUCACGGGACAGGCGGGGAAAAUAAUCGUGGAACCGGAAGCGCCGGAGAUUUUGUCGAAGUGGCGAUAGAGGGCAGUGAGGAGUAAACCUGAAUUAGGGGUAAGCCAGGGAACACGAGGCAAAAUAAAAAACAAAAGACGUUGAAAAAUUCUGUCGUAUGACGCGAGGGUGGAAAAUUGGAAAAUCUAAAGGUUACCAAGCUUCAAAAUUGCUGGGAAAAAGGGUGGGGUCGAGAACGAAACAAAUUAGAGAGAAAUGUGGUUAAACGGGAAAAGGCUCGAAGAGCCAACGGGCAAUGUGCAAAUACUUUGUAGCACCGUCGACGAACGAGAUAAUUAGAAAAAAAAGGUAGGAGAUAGAGAAAGAGAGAAAAUAUGAACUCGAUCGAGAAUCGCGGUUGCGAAAGGAUUUCUGUCGUACUAUUGACGCAACGGUAUAGAAAUAAUAAACAUAAUAAUUAUUAAGUUGAUGAUGUUUGUGUAUGUGAGAGGAAGCGAGUAAACCAACAGUUUUUUUCAUCGUGGUGACUGAAAAGAUGAGGAAGAAAAGUAACGAAUUGAAUGGAAAGAAUGAGACAGAGCAAAGGGGGGAAAGAGAACAUUGAAUUCCUCGAUUAUUUAAUCGCAAAAAAAAUCAAUCGAAAUUGGCGAGCGGCAAAAAAAUUAUCACUCCCUCACAUUUUUCUCUACGAUAAUUAAGAGGGUGCGUUUCUCCCGCCUCAAUAAUAACCGUUGUUAUGGGCUAGAGCUCAUGGAUAUUAAAAAUGAACCGAACUGGAAAGCAGCACUAAAAAAAUCAGUAAACUAAUUGUACAUACAUUUUUCGCUCGGUUUUUUUACGAGAGUCGUGAGCCUCAGAAAUAUUUCCAAAUGAAAUUGAAAUUCCCGCAAUUAUAUUGAAAAACGAAGAAAAAAAGUGGUAUUCGUUUCAUUGGCGCGCGUCAAAUUCAAUGGGGAGAUUCCGGUCAACUUUUAUCGUGAGACAAUUACGAUUAAGAAAAAGCAGGAAGAAAAUAAACGAAGCGGAAUAUUUGGAUCGCAAUCUUUUUCUCGCUAUUUUUAUCUCUUUCGUGAUAAUUUAUCGAGCGAGGUUGCGAGAGUUGCGUGCACGGUGCUCGAGAUUGUUAAUAUUUUUUUAAUGUAAAUUUAAUGACAUUGGGACGAUCGAUAAAAAAGUUAUAAAAAAAGUAAGAAAAUUCGCGUUUCUAGUUUAAUUAGAAAAUUAAUAACAACAAAAUAGCGAACGAAAAGAAGCAAGCCCGGGACACGAUGGAUUUGGGUAAAAAAAAAACUCUCGCCAAAAAAGCACGGAAAAAUUUGGAGCUAGUAAAUUGAAAACGAAGCGAAAAAACGAAAUAUUAAAAUGGAAAUUACGAAAAUAAGGCAAAAAUACAUUAAUUUAUAUCUGUGAUAAUGUGAGAAUGACGAAACUUGUUCGUGGGUGCACGAUUUUCUCCGCUUCCCCCACUUCCCUCUAACCCCGAAACCUCGUCCUCCCCCUCCCUCGGUUCUCUGCCCCGUGCAUAAAACUCAUACCAUAAUUAUAAUUUGCGCAGCGAGCCGCAACUAUGUAUCGUUAAAAUGCGUGCGCAUCGAUUCGAUUAACCGUCUUUUGUACAUAUUUGGAUAAGUGGAGUGCAAAAGCAAACAAAAAAAAAAUGAAACGAGAGAGACAGACAGAGGGAAGAAAAAACUCGUUCGAAGUACUGAAAAGUUACAGGGGGAAAAGGGGUUGCGCGUCUUGAUAAUAUUAUAACUGCUACGUAUACUAAAAACAAUUGUGGACCUUGCCGCGAGCUACUGCUCCAUUAUUAUUGCUCCUAAUAAUAGUUGUAUGGAUAUUGACCGAACAGCAUUAAGCAUCGGGUCUCGAGAUAAAUCGACAAACGAAACGAGAGUGUGAGAGAGAACGAGAGAAACGAAUAAAAGUGUGAUUUGGCUGCCCUUCUACCCGAACAUCGGUGACAUUGUAAAUUUAUCAAUUGUAAAUAAUAUUCAAUGUGAAUAUA
Molecule: messenger RNA, 5146 nt
Organism: Venturia canescens
Lineage: Eukaryota; Metazoa; Arthropoda; Insecta; Hymenoptera; Ichneumonidae
Product: homeobox protein caupolican-like
Exons: 7
Coding region: 738-2852 (704 amino acids)
Biological process (GO): cell development; regulation of transcription by RNA polymerase II; neuron differentiation
Cellular component (GO): nucleus
Molecular function (GO): DNA-binding transcription factor activity, RNA polymerase II-specific; RNA polymerase II cis-regulatory region sequence-specific DNA binding
Source: RefSeq, a predicted model, not a curated record